UCUCCGUUUUCCCAGCGCGAGGAUACGGAAGGACAAUUAAAUCUCCUCGAGCCAGCAGCAGACAGCCAUGCACCUGAACCGCGACGACGAGGACAGCAAAGGUUCUCUGUCCCUGAGCGUCUUCCUGGUGUCGGUCAGUCUAACGGUAUGUGUCGUGUGGCUCGUGGCACUGUGUGGUGUCUGUGGAUGGUGCCAGCGCAGACUGGGUAAGAGGAAUAAGCCGGGAGUGGACUCAGCAGGUUCUCCAGACUCAGUAUCAGUUCGAGGUCGGGGAGAGAAUAAAGCCAUCAAUGAUCUAGACAGAGACUUUUGGAAUAAUAAUGACAGCAGUAAUGUUCAGCAGCGGUGGAGCUCAUAUCCGCCCAAAGAGUUUCUUCUAAACAUGUCCCCCUACGCCCCGUACGGAGACCCCCGCCUUACACCCAAUUUUGGGGACACGUCCCUGUCCACCACUUCCACCCUGGAGCACAUCCCGUCCUCGGCCGUUCGCCCCAGGCCCCUGGUCAGGCAGCAGAGCCUCCAGCAGCCCCUAACCCACCAGCCCCCGCCAGGGCCCAACGACCCCCCAGCCACCUCCCAGAGCCUGGGCCAGUUGCACACAGGGCCCGGGGGUGGGGGCCACCGGGGGGGCCCGCGGGGGGUGCGUGGCAGUGGCAGCCCGGCUGGGGCGGGGGCGUCACGCUACAGGACGGGCGGAGGGGCACGAUCGCGCUCAAACCCGGGCAGCUGGGACCACAUGCUGGGCCAGAUCCGCAACAGAGGGAUGGAUGUCAAAUCUUUUCUGGAGGGGAAGAUGGUGGUGCUGUCACUAGCGAUCGGAUUGGCUGAACAGGACGACUUUGCCAACCUGCCAGACCUGCAGGAGAAACCGGCCAAUCAAGAAACUCCACCUGCUGACAAGAGGGCGGUUGGGAAUAAACCCAGCAGCAGCCCCAAAGGCCAGACUCCAGACGAGAGCCGCCGGACAGACGCCAACUCCUCUGUGUCCGACCUGGCCAAUUCCGUCACCAGCGACAUGCUGAUGCUAUCUCCUGGUUCUGAAGAGGAGGAGCAUGAAGGCCAGAUAUGUGAGAAGCUUGGGCGUAUCCAGUUCAGCGUGGGCUACAGCUUCCAGGACUCCACCCUCACCGUGAAAAUCCUCAAAGGUCAGGACCUUCCGGCCAAAGAUUUCUCCGGAACCUCAGAUCCUUUCGUCAAAAUCUACCUAUUACCAGACAAGAAGCACAAACUAGAGACCAAGGUCAAACGGAAGAACCUCAACCCUCACUGGAAUGAAACCUUCUUGUUUGAAGGUUUCCCGUAUGAGAAGGUAGUGCAGCGGACUCUGUACCUGCAGGUGCUGGAUUAUGACCGUUUCAGCAGAAAUGACCCGAUAGGAGAGGUCUCCAUCCCCUUAAACAAAAUCGACCUGGCUCACAUGCAGACCUUCUGGAAGGAGCUUAAGCCGUGCAGUGACGGCAGCGGGAGUCGAGGUGACCUGCUGGUGUCUCUGUGUUAUAAUCCCACGGCUAACAUCAUCACUGUGAACAUCAUAAAGGCACGCAAUCUCAAAGCCAUGGACAUCGGCGGCACCUCAGACCCUUAUGUGAAAGUGUGGCUGAUGCAUAAAGACAAGCGUGUGGAGAAGAAGAAGACGGUGGUCAUGAAGAGGUGCCUGAACCCCGUGUUUAACGAGUCCUUUCCCUUCGAUGUCCCUGCUCACGUCCUCCGGGAAACCACCAUCGUCAUCACAGUCAUGGACAAGGACAGACUGAGCCGUAAUGAUGUCAUAGGCAAGAUCUAUCUCUCAUGGAAGAGUGGCCCGGCGGAGGUAAAACACUGGAAGGAUAUGAUUGGCCAUCCUCGCACUGCUGUCGCCCAAUGGCACGCCCUCAAAGCUUAAAGGCCCCGCCCCCCAGUUCCACCCUCAAGAGGAGAAACCACACCUUCAGACCCCUGUUUAUAUGCACAAGAUUGAACACGGGUACCAAAAGCCAUCCAACACUUUCUCUCUCUUUCUCUCUCUUUCUCUAUAAGCUCCACAGAGGGGCUACGGAGGUCCCCGUUUCGUUUUCCUUUGCCCACUUUUAUCUUCCUGCUCCCAGGCCCUACUUUUCUUCUUUUCACCAAAAAGAGGCUGAGCACUGCCAAGAAGAUUUUCAAAAGAUCCUGUGUUGUUCAGAGGAAAACAGGCUUGUCUUCCUUGAGAUUAAUCUCGACUGCUCAACUGUUCCAGGAACAGUUUGACAACCAAACAGGGUGACUGCCACUAUAUCAAACUUCCAACAUGAAAGAAAAAAAAUCCCCCUCACCCAAAAAACACAACUGCCCCUCUACUGCCAUGUUUCAUGUUUUUGUAUUUUUUUCACUUUUUGCCCUUUUCCUUCUCAAAAACCUUCAGAGAAGAUCCAGAAGGAUCAGUUCGCAGUGCAAUACGUGAUGGAGGGAGAGACAAACUUCUUAUCGUAAACUUUUUUCGUCAUCUCUCGCUGUUUUUUUCCUGGCACAAAGUGUAGAAACCCCUCUUUGC
Molecule: messenger RNA, 2509 nt
Organism: Colossoma macropomum (tambaqui)
Lineage: Eukaryota; Metazoa; Chordata; Actinopteri; Characiformes; Serrasalmidae
Gene: syt7b
Product: synaptotagmin VIIb
Exons: 12
Coding region: 68-1882 (604 amino acids)
Biological process (GO): cellular response to calcium ion; vesicle fusion; regulation of dopamine secretion
Cellular component (GO): synapse; axon; synaptic vesicle
Molecular function (GO): clathrin binding; phosphatidylserine binding; SNARE binding
Source: RefSeq, a predicted model, not a curated record